AUGGAUCGAUUCGAUAAAAUAUCGACACAGGAUUUCUUAACGGAGAACUAUCACUUUUUGGCCUGCUGUACAAGGGUCGAUUCGUUUUUGAGUUGGUUGCGUAGUAAGGAUGUGCUGUCCGUCUGUGAGAUGGAGGAGAUACAAGCGAUGAAAACAUCAAAGAGUAAAUCAGCUCGGUUGAUAGACACGAUAGAGUACAAGGGCGACAGAGGCUUCCUUGCAUACAUGCAGGUUCUGGAAUGGACCUACCCCGAUGUCUUCUCGUCCAUAACCGAAUUCAAAGGCAUAGAGCAAAACGGGAGCUCUCGCAAAUCAGCCGUCCUCAUCCAGGAACUGCAGAAAUGCAUGGGCAACAUCGUCGAAGACAACCUCUGUAAGAAGGAAAACAUUUUUAGACUCAAGGAAACUGUUUCUAAGCUGCAAAACGAGAGCGAAAUGAUGAUAAGCGAGAUGAGGCAACUGCAAUCAAAACUGCAGAACCUGACCAACAUCAACUGCGAACACUCAGCCGUUAUUAAAAAACUUGAAGAGGAGAAUAUGACGCUGAAAGUCGAAAAAGACGAAAAGGAAAAAAAGUUGAAAGAAAAAACGAACGAACUGCUCGAGCUCUACAUGAAUAAAGUUAGCUGCAACAACAUCAACAAGAACACCAACAACAACAUCAACAACAACAUCAAUGACAACAAUCACACCAGAAAAAUAGGAUACGACGACAACAAGAAGCCUCUAAUAUCCCCGAAACCUGCUCACACCAACAACGGCAUGAUUUUACAACAAGAACAGAAACAACAAAAAAAAACGCUUUUAGAUCACCAGUCAUCAUUCCAAAAUGUGAACAAUUCGUUGGAAGAUGAGUUUGAACAUUUGAAAACGAAACUCGCCAAGUUCAAAGACGAACUGAACGAGAAGCAACUGGAAAUCGACAAACUGACGAAGACGAAUGACCAGCUGCUGGACUUGAACCAGCGAAUAAACAGCGAUUACCAGAAGGCCAUCAAGGCGUACGAGCAGCAACAUGAGACUGUCGAGUUCCUCAGGAAAGAGAAUGGUAAAAUGAAUAAAUUAGAAAAAGCGUCAAGCGACCGGUUAGUACUUUUCUGA
Messenger RNA from Helobdella robusta, 1101 nucleotides. RefSeq lists its product as hypothetical. Gene Ontology annotation, biological process: regulation of apoptotic process. The transcript is spliced from 8 exons. NCBI's taxonomy places the organism in Eukaryota, Metazoa, Annelida, Clitellata, Rhynchobdellida, Glossiphoniidae. The record is from RefSeq and is a predicted model, not a curated record. The coding region runs from base 1 to 1101 and encodes 366 amino acids.